AUUGCUGUUGCGAAGUUGAGUACGCGAGUAAAACAACUGGAAAGAGUAGAGUGGCCAAACCAAACGAGUCUCUGUCACGACGUCACUUCUCUACUGAAAUAACAACACUGAGAAAUAGAAUCGAGAUUGAAAUCGAAAUAGCUUUCUCUGCCAUAUAAUAAAAAAUGGAAAUCGUUCCGAUUCCCGCAGAUUCCUACACUCUCGGCUUCAUCGGCGCCGGAAAAAUGGCCGAGAGCAUUGCCAGAGGCGCCGUUCGGUCCGGCGUUUUGCCACCUUCUCGCAUCCGCACCGCUCAUUCUAACCCCGCUCGCCGCGCCGCCUUCGAAUCCUUCGGCGCCACUCUCCUCCCUUCAAAUGAAGACGUCGUUCGAGAGAGCAACGUCGUCGUUUUCUCGGUCAAACCUCAGUUAGUGAAAGACGUGGUGGUGAAAUUGAGGCCGCUUCUGACGAAGAACAAGCUUUUGGUUUCGGUUGCUGCUGGAGUCAAGCUGAAGGAUCUUCAGGAAUGGGCUGCGAGCGACAGAUUUAUAAGAGUAAUGCCUAAUACGCCUGCUGCUGUUGGCGAGGCAGCAUCAGUUAUGAGCUUGGGGGGAGCUGCAACAGAUGAAGAUGGAAAUGUUAUAGCCAAAUUAUUCGGGUCAAUUGGCAAAAUAUCAAAAGCUAAUGAAAAGUUUUUUGAUGCAAUAACUGGGCUGAGUGGCAGUGGUCCUGCUUAUAUUUAUUUAGCAAUAGAGGCUUUGGCUGAUGGAGGAGUAGCAGCUGGUCUACCACGCGAUCUUUCAUUAAGUUUGGCUUCUCAAACUGUAUUGGGAGCAGCAUCAAUGGUCACCCAAACUGGGAAGCACCCGGGACAGCUUAAGGAUGACGUUACUUCUCCGGGUGGGACAACAAUUGCAGGCAUUCAUGAGUUGGAAAAAGGCGGGUUCCGUGGAACACUAAUGAAUGCUGUUGUUGCUGCUGCUAAGCGCAGCCGAGAGCUUUCCUGAAUCUAGAUGAUGACGAUUCUGCAUUUUAAUACUAAAAUUUGAUUUCAGAAGAAUUUUCAGUUUUAUUAUGUGAACUUAGGGCUCUUCUUUUAGAUGAGUAAAUCUUGCUAGAAUGUUUGGCCAUUGUAACUUUGUUGUCCUUUUUCUAACACUACUCCUCACGAAAGGGUGGGCCAAUUAGCAUAGCAUGGUAGUCAUUUCCGGCUAGCAUCCUGAAUACGUACGUAGGCAUGUCAAUGGUUGAUGUUUCUUUACAGGAGAGUACAAAAGAGUGAAAUAAAACACAUGGCCACCAAGAGUUGCAACC
This is a messenger RNA of Abrus precatorius (Indian licorice), 1293 nucleotides long. RefSeq names its product pyrroline-5-carboxylate reductase. The record is from RefSeq and is a predicted model, not a curated record. The transcript has 7 exons. Gene Ontology annotation, biological process: L-proline biosynthetic process. NCBI's taxonomy places the organism in Eukaryota, Viridiplantae, Streptophyta, Magnoliopsida, Fabales, Fabaceae. The coding region runs from base 165 to 986 and encodes 273 amino acids. Gene Ontology annotation, molecular function: pyrroline-5-carboxylate reductase activity.